Messenger RNA from Colossoma macropomum (tambaqui), 2370 nucleotides. Its product is annotated as UDP-glucuronosyltransferase 2C1-like. Bases 336 to 1928 code for a protein of 530 amino acids. Gene Ontology annotation, molecular function: UDP-glycosyltransferase activity. The transcript is spliced from 6 exons. The record is from RefSeq and is a predicted model, not a curated record. Lineage: Eukaryota; Metazoa; Chordata; Actinopteri; Characiformes; Serrasalmidae.
GCGCCUGCUGUGGUGAUACCGGCUGCUUUGAUCAAAUGUACUCGAUGAAAUGGAAAGAUCGGGAACUUUGACAGAAUAUAAUGGUUAUAGUUUGUUCUCUGUUUCAUCGCGACUUAGAAAAUGCAAUUUCAGAGAUUUUAGGACGUUGUGAGCAAGAGGAGCGGCGAAACGCGGAUAUCCGCUGAAUAAGAAACAUCAGUCCGAGUUUACCGCUCCGCCCGCCCUCUUUGUUCCAGUUCAGUGUGUCCUAAACCUGAGUUCAUUGAUUCGGUUGUCAGGGCUGUGGCUGGACGGUGGAGCCAACAAGUAGUCGAGCUGUCAGUUACUUUACUACCAUGAUAUACAGACAUCUUCUCCCGUUGGUAGCUUUGAUACUGAGCGGGUCUGAAAUGACUCUCAGUGGUAACGUACUGGUGGUCCCCGGUGAAUACAGUCACUGGUACAACAUGCGCGUAAUCGUGGAUGAGCUGGUCGCUCGGAAUCACAGUGUGACUGUUCUGGUCCACUCAGCGUCAUCUUCGGUCAACUACACGGAAAAAGAGAACUUAAAAUACAUUAUUUUUGAGAUCAACAUAGAAAAACAAGAUGCAGUGAAUAUGUGGAAGAACUAUAUUAACUCUUCGAUGAACCAGACCGUCAUCAGGAUUGAGACUUUGUUGUUGUUUUGGAACGUGAUUUCUGAAAUUGAGAGAUAUGGCAGAUCAAUAUGUGACGGGAUGCUGCUCAAUCAAGAGCUCAUAGCUUCACUCAGGGCAUCACACUUUGAUGUACUUCUAUACGAUCCUGUGACGCCAUGCACUGAUCUAUUGGCAGAGAUCCUCGACCUGCCCCGGGUGAUGUCUUUAAGACUGCAUUUUGCAUACAGUAUGGAGAGAUUGUGCGGUCAGUUGCCAACACCACCGUCGUAUGUGCCCGCUGCUGCCACCCAAGGACAUCUCACUGACCACAUGAACUUCAUAGAGCGGGUGGAGAAUGUGCUGUUGUAUGUUGCUUUCACAGCGAUAUACAAACUGUCAAUGAUGUUCACGUUUGAUAAGUAUUACACCAACAUAACAGGCAAACCCACAACAAUGUGUGAAACUUUGGGAAAAACAGACAUCUGGUUAAUCAGAAGUUACUGGGACUUUGAGUAUCCAAGACCACUCCUGCCGAACUUCAAAUUUGUCGGGGGGCUGCACUGCAAGCCUGCAAAGCCACUUCCAAAGGAGAUGGAGGAGUUUGUUCAGAGCUCAGGGGAUGAUGGCAUUGUGGUGUUUUCCCUGGGCUCCAUGGUGAAAAGCCUCACCAAAGAGAGAGCCAACAUCAUCGCUUCAGCACUCGGGCAGAUCCCACAGAAGGUCUUGUGGCGGUAUAUGGGAGAGAAACCAGACACUCUUGCUCCAAACACAAGACUCUAUGACUGGAUUCCCCAGAAUGACUUACUAGGACAUCCUAAAACCAAGGCCUUCAUCACUCAUGGUGGGACUAAUGGUCUUUAUGAAGCUAUUUAUCAUGGUGUCCCAGUGGUGGGUAUUCCACUGUUUGGUGACCAGUCAGAUAAUCUGUUCCACAUGAAAACCAAAGGAGCAGCUGUUUUGCUUGAAUUCAACAAAAUGGAGACCAAAGACCUGAAGGACGGUCUCAUCGAAGUUAUUAAUAAUCCGUCGUACAAAGAGAGCAUCAUGAGGCUUUCCCGAAUCCACCAUGAUCAGCCGAUGAAGCCGCUGGACCAGGCUGUCUUCUGGAUCGAGUUUGUGAUGAACAACAAGGGGGCCAAGCACCUGAGGGUGGCGGCCCAUGACCUCACUUGGUACCAGUACCACUGCCUGGACGUCGCUGCCUUUUUGCUGUCCAUAGUCGCUCUGGUCACGUUCAUCUUUGUGAAAACGUGUGCUUGGUUCUUCCGUAAAUGUUGCAGAAGGACCUCAGCAAAGAGCAAAAAAGAGUGAAGAACUGAAUGAACAUCACUGUGUUAAUGACUACUGUGAUAUUUUCACAUUGGUUUAAAGUCUGAAGUACUGUAUUGUGCUGUAAUUGUACAGCAUACAUUCCUCAGGUAUUUAAUCCAAGAUUCUCAGCAAAUCCAUCACAGUGUGAUCAAACGUUUUAUAAAUCUGCUCUUGAGAGCACUCAAAGGGAUUUUAUUCAUAGCUUGUACAGUGUUUUGUUUUGAAUAACAUUAAAUUUUGAUUAUGCAAAUGUCAAAUCAACUUAUUUUUUUAAAUGCAGUAUGGCAUUCUACUUAUUUAAUGUAUUAGGUACAAUAUAUAACUCAUCCAGUGAAAGUGGCUGCUCUGUUUUAUAUGUUUUAAUAGAUGUACUGAAUUGUAAUGGAAAUUUUGCUGCAUAGUUGAAACUUGAAUGCCGAUAAACCUAAAAACUGACGAAAAU